Messenger RNA from Capsella rubella, 2514 nucleotides. RefSeq names its product pentatricopeptide repeat-containing protein At5g67570, chloroplastic. Gene Ontology annotation, biological process: chloroplast organization. The record is from RefSeq and is a predicted model, not a curated record. NCBI's taxonomy places the organism in Eukaryota, Viridiplantae, Streptophyta, Magnoliopsida, Brassicales, Brassicaceae. Gene Ontology annotation, cellular component: chloroplast. Gene Ontology annotation, molecular function: protein binding. Bases 16 to 2421 code for a protein of 801 amino acids. The transcript has 9 exons.
UAUCUUCUCGCAACAAUGGACGCUUCGGUGGUGAGAUUUUCCCAAUCUCCGGCAAGACUGACGCCGGAAUUUGAACCAGAUAUUGAGAAAAUUAAACGGAGGUUGCUCAAGUACGGGGUUGAUCCAACCCCUAAAAUCCUGAACAAUCUCCGAAAGAAAGAAAUUCAAAAACACAACCGUAGAACCAAGCGCGAAACCGAGUCCGAGGCGGAGGUGUAUACGGAGGCGCAGAAACAAUCUAUGGAAGAAGAAGCUCGUUUCCAAACCCUAAAGCGGGAAUAUAAGCAAUUCACGAGGACAAUUUCGGGAAAAAGUGGCGGCGAUGGUGGAAGAAUUGACGGUGGUUUAAUGGUUGGGAAUCCAUGGGAAGGAAUCGAGAGAGUGAAGCUGAAGGAGCUCGUUAGUGGUGUCAGGAGAGAAGAGGUUAGUGGUGGUGAACUGAAAAAAGAGAAUCUAAAAGAGCUUAAGAAGAUACUCGAGAAGGAUCUUCGUUGGGUUCUUGAAGACGACGUUGAUGAUGUGGAAGAGUAUGAUAUGGACAGAGAAAUUGAUCCUGCGAAGCGGUGGCGCAACGAAGGAGAAGCAGUCAGGGUUCUUGUUGAUAGAUUGAGUGGUAGAGAAAUCACUGAGAAGCAUUGGAAGUUUGUGAGGAUGAUGAAUCAAUCAGGCCUUCAGUUUACUGAGGAUCAGAUGCUUAAGAUUGUUGAUCGAUUGGGACGUAAACAGAGCUGGAAACAAGCUUCCGCCGUCGUUCACUGGGUUUAUUCUGAUAAGAAGCGUAAACAUCUUAGGAGCAGGUUUGUUUACACCAAGCUUUUGUCCGUUCUUGGGUUUGCGAGGAGGCCUCAGGAAGCUCUUCAGAUAUUCAAUGAGAUGCUUGGUGAUCGCCAGUUAUAUCCUGAUAUGGCGGCAUACCACAGUAUUGCUGUAACACUUGGGCAAGCGGGUUUAUUGAAGGAGUUGCUGAAAGUAAUUGAGCGCAUGAGGCAGAAACCGCCGAAACUAAUGAAGAAUUUGCGCCAAAAGAACUGGGAUCCUGUGCUUGAACCCGACUUGGUUGUGUACAAUGCUAUUCUGAACGCUUGUGUUCCGACACUCCAGUGGAAGGCUGUUACAUGGGUAUUUGUAGAGUUAAGAAAAAAUGGUCUGAGGCCUAAUGGUGCUACAUAUGGGCUUGCAAUGGAGGUUAUGCUGGAGUCAGGGAAGUAUGAUCGUGUUCACGAUUUUUUUAGGAAGAUGAAAAGCAGUGGCGAAGCUCCAAAAGCAAUUACAUAUAAGGUUCUUGUCCGAGCUCUCUGGAGAGAAGGCAAAAUCGAGGAAGCUGUUGAAGCAGUCAGAGAUAUGGAACAAAAGGGAGUUAUAGGAACGGGUUCAGUUUACUAUGAAUUGGCAUGCUGUCUGUGCAACAAUGGGCGUUGGCAUGAUGCAAUGCUUGAGGUGGGGAGGAUGAAAAGACUUGAAAAUUGCAAGCCGCUCGAGAUUACCUUCACAGGACUCAUAGCGGCUUCAUUGAACGGUGGUCAUGUUGGUGAUUGCAUGGCUAUAUUCCAAUAUAUGAAAGAUAGAUGUGACCCAAAUAUAGGAACAGUGAACAUGAUGCUUAGAGUUUACGGAAGGAACGAUAUGUUUUCAGAAGCUAAAGAAUUGUUUGAAGAAAUUGUUAGCAGAAAAGAGACUCAUCUAGCUCCAAACGAGUAUACAUACAGCUUCAUGCUUGAAGCUUCAGCUAGAUCACUGCAAUGGGAAUACUUUGAGCAUGUGUAUCAGACGAUGAUUCUUUCUGGUUACCAAAUGGAUCAAACAAAACACGCACCCAUGCUUAUAGAAGCAUCAAGAGCCGGAAAGUGGAGUCUUCUAGAACAUGCCUUUGAUGCGGUUCUUGAAGAUGGAGAAAUCCCUCAUCCAUUGUUCUUCACUGAACUGUUGUGUCAUGCAACAGCUAAAGGUGAUUACCAAAGAGCCAUCACACUGAUUAACACUGUGGCUCUCGCAUCUUUCCAGAUCAGUGAAGAAGAAUGGACUGACCUUUUCGAGGAGCAUCAAGACUGGCUUACUCAAGAGAAUCUUCAGAAACUCUCUGACCAUCUCCUUGACUGUGAUUAUGUAAAUGAACCAACGGUCUCAAACCUCUCGAAGUCAUUGAAGUCUCUAUGUGGGUCUUCUUCUUCUUCAACACAACCAUUGUUAGCCAUAGAUGUACCAACACCAAGUCAGAGCGAGACACUGGAGGCAGAUUUGCUUCUUCAAGAUACAACAAUGGAAAAUGAUAAUGAAGCUUGGGAAUUUACGAAGACUGAACUCGAAACAUUGGGUCUAGAAGAACUCGAGAUUGAUGAUGAUGAAGAAUCUAGCGACUCUGAUUCGCUUUCAGUUUAUGAUAUUCUGAAAGAAUGGGAAAAAAGUAGUAAGAUAGAGACUUGAAAAUGCUUGUAAAUUUUCUCAAAAGCUUUGAUAUAAUUUCGCUAUUAUCUUUCAACCAAUGAAACAAAAUCUUAAUUUACUUAUUCAUCUCUC